GAGCACAUAGACCCCAUCCACCCCUUUCUUUCUCUCUGCAGCUGAGCGGAAGCUCGGCUGUGCGAUUUCCUAACAAGUGAUCGGCCCAGAUCGGAAACUACGCAUCGUGUGCUUUCGUCAACAAUGAGUAAGACAGGGCAACGUGCCGCCAAGCGCGUCUAGGUUUCUUUAAAACACACCCCGAUAGGAAGGCGGACUUAAUUUUGAAGAUACAUAAGAGGUGUAGACACGAGGUUUAUUAUAAACUGGAUACACAGAGGCUGGCACAAACCAACAAAGCGAUUCACACAGUGCCGAGAAGUGUCUCAACUGCCUGCGCAUAGACUCUCCCUUAACAGAAUCCAUUAGGGGUUUUCCUGCUGACUGCUUGCACACAGGCGUGCGCAUAAAGAAUUAAGACUCCCGCUGUCCUUUCUGUGAACAUCAAACAGAAGAGAUCAGGAUGCAGCAUCUGGAUGAUGACAAGCCCAAGAAGAAGUUGACGCCUUACCUUCUCUACUGCGUUUCAACAGCAGUCAUCGGCUCCCUACAAUUUGGCUACAACACCGGCGUCAUCAAUGCACCCGAGCAGAAACUGCGGACAUUUUUCUCUAAUGUGUCUCAGAGCCGAUACGGGGAGCCUUUUCAGUCACAGACAAUUACUCUGGUCUGGAGUUUUGCUGUGGCCAUCUUUAGCGUGGGAGGCAUGAUCGGGUCCUUCUCUGUUGGAGCAGUGGUUAACAAAUUUGGCAGGCGAAAGUCCAUGCUGAUGAACAACAUCCUGGCUCUACUGGGUGGCGGUAUGAUGGGACUGGCGACUCUGAGUCAAUCUUUUGAGAUGGUCAUAAUUGGCCGGUUCAUCAUCGGCGUGUUCUGCGGUCUAUGCACGGGUCUGACGCCCAUGUACGUGGGCGAGAUCUCUCCCACCGCUGUCCGCGGAGCCUUCGGCACGCUGCACCAGCUGGGUGUAGUUAUUGGCAUCCUGGUGGCACAGAUCUUUGGUCUGGAGUUUUUGCUGGGCUCAGACACUCUGUGGCCUCUCCUGCUCGCUCUGACUAUCCUGCCUGCUGUACUGCAGACAAUCAUGCUGCCCUUUUGCCCUGAAAGCCCUCGCUACCUCUUCAUUGUUCUCAAACAAGAGGAGGAGGCUAGAAAAGCUCUGGUGCGUCUGCGUGGCACUGAAGACGUGGAUGAUGACAUUCAAGAGAUGAAGGAAGAAGGGAUGAAGAUGGCCAUGGAAAAGAAAGUGACCAUCUUAGAACUGUUCCGCUCGCCAAACUAUCGCCAGCCAAUCAUUAUCGCUAUUAUCCUGCAGCUCUCCCAGCAGCUGUCUGGCAUCAACGCUGUCUUUUACUACUCCACAGGCAUCUUUAGUAACGCUGGUGUAUCAGAGCCCAUCUACGCCACCAUCGGCGCUGGAGUCGUCAACACAGUGUUUACUGUUGUCUCUCUCUUCCUGGUUGAACGGGCGGGACGCAGGACGUUACACCUGAUUGGACUGGCUGGAAUGGCCAUCUGCGCCCUGAUCAUGACCAUCUCCCUGUCCUUAGUGAAGACCACCCCAUCUCUAAGUUAUCUGGCAAUUGUGGCUGUGUUUGGCUUUGUUGCCAGUUUUGAGAUGGGUCCAGGUCCCAUCCCCUGGUUUAUCGUGGCUGAGCUCUUCUCCCAGGGGCCCCGACCUGCAGCCAUGGCCGUCUCUGGUUUCUCAAACUGGACUGCCAACUUCCUGGUGGGGCUGGGUUUCCCUAGACUGGAGGAAAUUUGUGGCCCUUACGUGUUCAUCAUCUUCAUGGUCCUCCUCAUCCUGUUCUUCAUCUUCACCUACCUACGAGUCCCUGAGACAAAAGGGAGGACCUUUGACGACAUUGCACAGGGAUUCGCCGCCAGGGUGGAAAAACCCUCCCACUCCCCGGUGCCUGAGGCAGUUGUGGUUGAAAACAAAGAGCCUGCACCGAUGUCCCCCACAGAAAAAGUUCCCAUGGUGAAUCUUCCUUCAGAAGCAAAAUGAAAAACUGUAGAAGAUACGAAGGAAGAUUUGGUGCAAAACAAAGCAGACAAACAUGGGCCUUGCACAUAGCUGGUGUAAAAGUUCUAUUAUUAUAUAUACUAUUUUAUAUUUAUAUAUUAAGUUAUAUUGCAUAAGUCAGAAAUAAUGAAAGGUGUGUGUUUGGAAGAAGCCAUUUCAGUGUACUAAUGCAAAAAAAAAAAAGUUUUAGUAUUUUAUAUGUGUGCUUUUAAAGUGCCUUUUUAAAAAAAUGAAAGAGUGUUUUUAAAGAUCCCUCCCAGCUAGAAAUGCUUCAUUAAUGGACUGAAUUCCUCUUUAAUCCUGCUUUAAACACGGUCUACACUUAAAUGAAUUACCAGUAUUUAAGGUUUGUUGACAUUUCCGAUGCCAGCUCCCAUCCUUUUUUACCUUAUAAGAGGAUCAGCAUAUGUUCUGUGUGAGGUCUUCAGCUACCAACAGUGUUAAAAGGUUGCAGGAUUUGGGGGUUUAUGUAUUGAGGUCAAGCUUGAAAAGACGGAUUUGGAGUUCGGUUGUUUGACCCCCCAAAAAGAAAAGAUUGACUUGCUGUCCUCUCUGAAAUGCCUUGUUGCCUGCUUUGAGGCAAAAAAAAAGCACUGAGGGGGGUUUAGCAGCAGUUCCUCUCCACUUCAGGUCCAUAUAGAUUUUGAAUAAAUAUAUUUAUGUAUGUAGAAAACAAAGACUUCCUCUCAUCCAGUAGUAGCACCACAUACCCUGACAGCAGAGGAUGUCUCUGCUUGUCCGCUGUUUGGAUGCGACAGCGUUUGUGCCGAGAAAGAAACAAAACAAGGCGAGUUCUGUAAGCCGGAGCCGUCUGCAUCAAAUGUAAUAUUUGUAUGAGGACGAGAGAGACGUAGUCCAGCACCGCCAAGCCUGAACAAAGCCUCUUUAAGGCUUCUCAAAAAAACAAAAGCUUACCUCUUUAGUUUGCAGAUUUCACUGCAGGGUACAAAGUAGAACGAGAAA
This is a messenger RNA of Haplochromis burtoni (Burton's mouthbrooder), 2968 nucleotides long. RefSeq names its product solute carrier family 2 member 3b (gene slc2a3b). Gene Ontology annotation, biological process: monosaccharide transmembrane transport; response to insulin. Gene Ontology annotation, molecular function: hexose transmembrane transporter activity. NCBI's taxonomy places the organism in Eukaryota, Metazoa, Chordata, Actinopteri, Cichliformes, Cichlidae. The transcript has 12 exons. The record is from RefSeq and is a predicted model, not a curated record. Gene Ontology annotation, cellular component: apical plasma membrane; basolateral plasma membrane. Bases 443 to 1987 code for a protein of 514 amino acids.